This is a messenger RNA of Hydra vulgaris (swiftwater hydra), 1853 nucleotides long. The record is from RefSeq and is a predicted model, not a curated record. NCBI's taxonomy places the organism in Eukaryota, Metazoa, Cnidaria, Hydrozoa, Anthoathecata, Hydridae.
AACGGAAAAAACAUAUUACAAAAUGUAUCUGGUGAAAUUUUGCCUGGUGAAGUUUUGGCGAUUAUGGGACCAUCAGGAGCAGGAAAGUCUACACUUUUGAAUUUGCUUGUUGGAAGGAAAACAAAAGGAACCUUUUUAAACAGUGGUUCUAUUGAGAUAAAUGGGGAAAGUGCCUCCAAAAUACUCCGAAGAAAAAUUGGAUACGUUAUGCAAGAAGAUAUAUUCUUUAGUCAUCUUACUGUGCGACAAUCUUUAGAGUUUAUUGGCAAAAUCAGAAUUCCAGAGGACAUGAAGUGGAGUCAAAAGAAAGCUCUUGUUGACAUCGUAAUUGAAAACCUUGGACUUUCUAAAUGCAAAAACACAGAAAUGGGUGGUGGGCUUUUUGGACGUGGUUGUUCAGGAGGUGAGAAAAAACGUUGUAGCAUUGGCGUGGAACUCAUUAGCAACCCUGCAUGCAUAAUUAUGGAUGAACCAACAACCGGUUUAGAUUCUGCUACAGCCUUCAACUUAAUUCAUACUUUAAAAGUAUUGGGUAAAAAAGAAAAUCGCUCAAUUUGCAUGACUAUUCACCAACCCUCCAGUCAAGUUUUUUUUAUGUUCGAUAAACUCAUGCUUAUGUGUGACGGAAGGGUUGCAUUUUAUGGAAAAAAUUCUGACGUUUUGCCAUUUUUUGAUUCAAUUGGAAUCCCUUGCUAUUUAAAUUGGAAUCCUGCAGAUUUUUUAUUGGAACGAUUGUCUGAUUUUGAUGUCCAAAACAAAAUUGUUGAAUCAUACGAAAUAUACAAAACCAAUAAAUCAUGCAAUAAAGAAAAAAAAAAGUUGCACGAUUCAAAAACUUUUAACAAAGGAAUCUCAAAUACCAGUUAUGCUGCAGAUGAUAUAUCAGAUGACACAAUUUGUGAUGAAGUUGGUGACGUAAAAGAAAUCUAUUCAAAUGUAGUCAGUAAAGAUGAGAUCAAAAUAAAAACAGAAAAGUGGCCUACGGGUUACCGAUCGCAAGCAUUAGCAUUAUGUCAACGAUCGUUUAUUCAGACCAAAGGAGACGUUUGGGAUAUGGUCAACAUUAUACAGGUUGUGACCUUGUCAGUUGCUGUUGGUUUAUUUUGGUUUCGUACCCCUUUUGAUGAGAAAUCUCUAGGCGACAGGCAGGGAGUGAUAUUCUUUAUUCUAUCAUAUAUGUUUAUUCGACAAAUGAUGCAAGCAAUACUCUCAUUUCCUGCCGAAAAAAAAGUCAUAGAAAAAGAGCGCGCUUCUGGCAUGUAUCGUCUAUCAGCAUACUACACUGCCAAAAAUAUAGUUGAUGUACCAGUUUUUCUUUUGCCACAGCUUAUUAUUUACAUAACAACAUACUGGCUCGUGGGACUGAAUUGUCAUCCAAUAUUCUUGUUAGGACUGCUUAAUGUUUUUUUAACAACUGCACUCUCGCAGUCAGUCGGUUUAGUCAUCGGAGCUGGUAUAAAAAAUGUUAAAAAAGGUCUGGCUGUUGCCGUUGUAUUUAAUAUGAUUAGCAUGAUACUAGGAGGCUUUUAUAACAAAAGAUAUUCAAUCUAUCUGAACUGGUGUAGAUAUGUAUCGGUUUACAGCUAUCUUUACAACAUAUUCUUACACAUGGAAUUUCAACACGCCCGUGAAUUAUUUAAAUGUUCACCGCACAGUCAAUUUCAAGAGUGUUUAAAGAACAGAACGUACAUUGAAGGUCGACAGAUAAUGCCGUACAUUAAACCAGUAAAUUUAAAUAUUGUGCAGAGUGUUUUAAUUGUUGUAAGCGUUAUCGUUCUUUUAAGAACUUUGUUUUAUUUUGUGCUUAAAACUUCAAAUAAAUAAAAGCAGUAAUAAAUAUAAACUUUUUAUCA